GUUGGUACCUACUUGCCUCUUUUGAGAUGUUUGGUCACUGUUUUAUGAGAUGUGAUAUGCCUGCUUCACGGGCGUCUGGGGUACAUGUCUGCCGUGACGAUCCGGCUUAGGGGCUGUUAGGAUUGGGUUCAGAAGGGGAAACGUGCCAGGACGUCCCUUAACCAACCCCUGGGAAAAUCAUCGAGGAGGGGUUUUCAGGGCUUAAGUCCAGGACCCCUUAUGUCGUAAUGCUGCCUAUUAAUGUCUAUCCGAAAAGCGCUUUUUACAGAGCCAAUAUUCUUACAUGCCUACUCACGAUCCUUUCCACAAGCUCGCAUUCGGUUUUACGACGGCUGGGAUCUGGGCGGGACAUAAUUAUAGUUCCUCCGAUCUUCACAAAUGAGGAAGAUAAAGGCCCGGAUACCUUGGGGGGUAAGGAUUUGCUGGCUUUCCAGGCAAUUAAUCUCUUGUCAGAUUUGUGUUCGAGAAGGGGAAAAAAAAAGGACGCAGUUUUUGCCGGAGGCUCGUGAAGGAUUGAUCGACACAGGCUGACAGGAGGCGCUGCUCAUCUCAACAAGUAAAACUGGGUACACACAAAUCCGAUUUAUCCAGGCGGAGUUGCUGGGACGUAACUCUGUACAUAAGACCCUCCUUA
Annulohypoxylon truncatum is the source of this 634-nucleotide messenger RNA. RefSeq lists its product as uncharacterized. The transcript is spliced from 3 exons. Lineage: Eukaryota; Fungi; Ascomycota; Sordariomycetes; Xylariales; Hypoxylaceae. The record is from RefSeq and is a predicted model, not a curated record. The coding region runs from base 228 to 509 and encodes 93 amino acids.